AAAAAAAAAAAAAAAAAAGGAGAGUUCCUUUCUCUCUCUCUCUCUCUCUCUCUCUUUUUUAUAUAUAAAUUUAUACAUAUAAUGCCUUGCUUACAACAUUCAUAUCCUUAUUUAAAUACAUGGAUUGACCAACACUCUAUUCAAUUGAUAUCUGUAUUGGGUGUAGGUGCUUAUGGCACUGUUUAUUUAGGCAGACAUGUUUACUCUAAUCAACUGUUUGCAAUUAAACAAUUAAUCAACAGAAAAGAAGCAGACAUCCAUGCUUUUCUUUCAGGCCAUCCUAAUAUCAUUCAAUUUCAAAAACUAGUCUAUACAACGGAGGGUAUUGUAUGGAUGGUACUUGAAUACCAGCCUGAAGGUGAUUUAUUUGCAGCCAUCACUCGACAUAAAAGGGACAUUGUAGGCGAUAAUGAUAAAAUAAAGCAUAUAUUCUUGCAAAUCAUUGAUGCUGUUGACUAUUGCCAUCAACACAAGAUUGCCCAUCGUGAUCUUAAGCCAGAAAACAUCACAUUGGGUCCUGGACUUCAAGUGAAAUUGACUGAUUUUGGAUUAGCUACAACGCAGUCUAUUUCAUAUGAAUUUGGGUAUGGAUCUGCAUUCUAUUUUUCACCAGGUAAAGUGAAAUUAAAUCAUGCAUAUUUGGGCUCAUGAUAGAAAUAGAAUGCCAAGGUGUCUAUCAACAACAAGGCUACAACACACAGAAAAAUGAUAUUUGGAGUCUAGGUAUCAUUCUCAUCAAUUUGACAGUUGGGAGAAAUCCAUGGAAAAAAGCAGACAUGUCCAACCCAACGUUUGCUGCUUUUGUCUAUCAUCCAAUUCAAUUCUUCAAGACGGUCUUGCCUUGUCUGUCUGAACCAUUGGUUUCUAUCUUGCUCAACAUCUUUUGUCUUGAUCCUGAUAAACGUAUCUCACUCGAUCAAUUGCGUGUAUGUAUUAAGCAAUGUCCGUCUUUUGUACAACCACACAAGAAGAAGACAUUUGUUGUUCAGGAGAAAAUAAACAAAA
Gilbertella persicaria is the source of this 1005-nucleotide messenger RNA. Its product is annotated as kinase-like domain-containing protein. Lineage: Eukaryota; Fungi; Mucoromycota; Mucoromycetes; Mucorales; Choanephoraceae. Bases 82 to 651 code for a protein of 189 amino acids. The record is from RefSeq and is a predicted model, not a curated record. Gene Ontology annotation, biological process: intracellular signal transduction; protein phosphorylation. Gene Ontology annotation, molecular function: ATP binding; protein serine/threonine kinase activity. The transcript has a single exon.